AUGCCGAUGGAUGGCAUUGAUGAUUCUCAUGUCGAGGAAACACAAGAUGGCAUAAAUUCUCAUGUCAACGAACAUCAUAUAUUUACACAAGGGCGAGAGCGAGGAAAGUGGGUGGUAAAUGUUAUUGAUUCCGCUGGAAAUGUAACAGAGGAACGCCUCACAGCAAAAGAUGUAUGGGGAAUGGAAAAACGAAGAAUUAUUCUAGAGUUUGGUCCACAUGAUCAACCUGAUGGUGGAAGUGGUGGUGUAUUUGGUACAUGGCUUGGCAUGUUAAGUACUGAUCUGACCAAGUUUCCGAUAAACUAUGAUGAUUGGAGGAAUGUACAGCAAUGGCGAAAUGAUGACGCUUGGGACUACAUUCAGAAUCUAAGAGAGCAAAACAAGAUAAGCAGGAGCCACUACAAGACACCUCAUACCUUAGGGAAAAAGAGCAUUUCUCGAGUUUCGAAAGAAGUUUUUCUUAAGACGGGUAAACGUCCAAGUCGUGCAGAAAUCUUUGUGAGCUCACGCCAAAAAGCUAAUGGAGGAUAUGUUAAUGAAGAAGCUCAUGAUUUAUCGGAAAAAUUAACAAAGAGGAUGGUUCACACUAGAGAAAACACAUCAAACAUUCGAAGUAAAGAUGAUGAAUUUUCUCAAGUAUUUGGCCCCGAACGUCCAGGUCGUGUGCGUUGUGUUGGGCUUGAUCCUACUCCUUCAUCUUUCUUCAAGAAUCGCACCUCCUAUGAAACAGAAGUGAUAGGCUUGAGAAAUACAGUUCGUGAUCUACACAAAAAAAUGGACAAGAUGAAUGAUUUAGAAGACACAUAUGAGAAGAUGAAUGAGGGCAUAGUACGUGAAGGUGACAGGAUAAGACAGGAUUAUACAUUUCAUAAGGAAAGGAACAUUCUGCCUUGUGAUCAAGAAUCGUCCUCUUUUUAUAGCUCCGAAGUAGAUCGCAACCUCCUCCGCGUAUCUCGUCCACGUGCAACUACCGAUCCCGCUAUUUCCGGAUCUGAACAGUCGAAGCGAGAUUCUCGUUUGACUCGUUCAAACUCAGCUUGCGGACUCGACUCCGUCGAGCUAGAGCUCGACUUCGUCUUCACAAGUAGCUCGGACAGUAAACAGCUGGAUUUUGGACAAGGAUACUUGGUGGGCUCGAGGUCACUUUACUGGGCCUGA
This is a messenger RNA of Microthlaspi erraticum, 1158 nucleotides long. The record is from the annotation of a GenBank genome assembly. NCBI's taxonomy places the organism in Eukaryota, Viridiplantae, Streptophyta, Magnoliopsida, Brassicales, Brassicaceae.